This is a messenger RNA of Dreissena polymorpha, 2086 nucleotides long. RefSeq names its product NADH-cytochrome b5 reductase 3-like. The record is from RefSeq and is a predicted model, not a curated record. Gene Ontology annotation, molecular function: oxidoreductase activity; FAD binding. The coding region runs from base 126 to 1046 and encodes 306 amino acids. Gene Ontology annotation, cellular component: mitochondrion. The transcript has 8 exons. NCBI's taxonomy places the organism in Eukaryota, Metazoa, Mollusca, Bivalvia, Myida, Dreissenidae.
GCAGACCACUUCACAACUUGUGAUAACACUUUUAACUCGCCGUGUAGCACAGAACGUAAACCAGACAGCAGGUAUCGAAGCCGGCGAAAACUUCUGAAAAGACUAGAAACUAGAGCGUUUCAAUAAUGCCAGGGUCCGAAGCAUGGGGUGUCCCAGUGCUGGUUGGCACAGUGGUGGUGGGAGCCACAGCUGUCCUGGCCAAACUGUUCCUGUUUGGAGACAAGAAGAAGAAGGCUCCUGUUACACUGCAAGACCCUACCGUUAAAUACCCACUGAAACUUAUUGACAGAGAGGAGGUUAGUCAUGAUACAAGAAGGUUCAGAUUUGCUCUCCCCUCCAUGGAUCACAUCUUGGGCCUCCCGGUUGGUCAGCACAUCUACCUAUCUGCCAAGGUGGAUGGUCAGUUGGUGAUACGUCCAUACACACCUGUGUCCAGUGAUGAUGAUAAAGGCUUCAUGGACCUUGUAAUAAAGGUUUACUUCAAAAACGUGCAUGAGAAGUUCCCGGAUGGUGGUAAGAUGUCUCAGUACCUGAACGACAUGCAGAUUGGCGACUACAUUGAUGUCAGAGGACCCAGUGGCCUCCUGCAGUAUGAGGGCAAAGGAGUUUUCAGGAUCAAAGCUGACAAGAAGUCCGAGGCACGCACUGUGCAUGCCCGGCGGGUAGGCAUGAUAGCGGGCGGUACGGGUAUCACACCCAUGCUGCAGAUCAUCAGACAGGUGCUCAAGGACAGGGAGGACAGGACUGUGCUUCAUCUGCUGUUUGCUAAUCAGACAGAACAAGACAUUCUGUUGCGUCCGGAGCUGGAGGACCUGGAGCAGAGUUUCCCAGACAGAUUCAAGCUCUGGUACACACUGGAUAGACCCCCUGCAGACUGGAAGUACGGUUCUGGUUUCGUGAACUCUGCCAUGAUAUCCGAGCACCUGCCUGAUCCAGUGGAUGGCUCGAUAGUGCUGAUGUGUGGACCUCCACCCAUGAUCAACUUUGCCUGCCUGCCCAACCUGGACAAGCUGGGCUUUACAUCCGAUAUGAGAUUCUCGUUCUAGGGGCAGACAUGUGGCACCUCUGACACGAGAUUCAUGUUCUAGGGGCAAACAUGUGCCAUCUUUGAUAUGAGAUUCAUGUUCUAGGGGAAAACAUGUGCCACCUCUGAUAUGAGAUUCAUGUUUUAGGAGCAAACAUGUGUGAAUGUUAAUCCAAUGUAUUCUUGGACAAGCUUUUGAAAAUUUAAAAUAAAAAACGCUAUGUGAAUACCAAGUAAAAAUGAGGAUUCGGUUUGAAAAGUCUACAAUAAGUUGUAAGUUACUGUUAUUGGUUGAUGAAUAUUGGUAAUGGAAAUGAGUUUAUGGAAUUAAUCGUACCAGUGUAAGGAAUAUAUGUGUAUAUAUCAACUUGGCUUGGAAAUACAAGUAAACGAAGAAAAAAAAUUAAACAAACACAUAAACAUUAAUACAUGUAGUUAACGUCCUUUCUAUUUAGUUCAAUGAAUCAAAAUCAUAUAUUAUGAUUGUGUAGGAAACUGUAUAGAAUUGACUCCCCAUGUUUAUUAAAAUCUAGUAGUGCUUAAUUUUAUAAUUAUUCCAUUAAUUUUUUCAGUUAUUGCCUAAUACAAGUAUGAUGCAUGUUAAGAUUAUUAUGUGCUUGGUGUUACAGUACAAGAAUAACUUUUUAUUUAUGUGCCUGAGCCGGUUGUAAUUUAAGUGUCCUUGAACAAUAUUAAUGUUAUUCACUGUAACUUUUUGUAAAGUGCUUGUUCUGUCAAGAUUAGUGUAUGUUGUUCUUAAAUCUUGAAAAAAACAAACAUUUAAACAUAAAUUCUACUUUAUUAUAUUUUGUAAGUGAAACAACUUCGUGAUAAAACUGAAUAUUUGUAGCCAAAUGUUCAAAGUUACAUGUAACUACAAAUUAUUUUCUUAAAUUUAUUAAUUUGUAACAUUUACUUCAAUGUCUGUUCUUCAAUGUCUGUUCUGUAGCUUGUUGGCAUCACGCUCUAUUUAUAUAUUCAUAUCUUAGUUUUUGAUUUUUUAUUUGAUAUAAAAUUGUUAAUGGCGAGCUUAUGGGCAUUAAUAAAAUGCUUAACACAAUA